AUGAAUGGGGAAGGAAGAGAGGACGAAACUGCGAAGGACAAGGAUAAGUUGGUGUUCAUGUGCGGCUACCUUCCUGGUGCUCUGCCUGAGCGGUCCCCGAUUUCCUCUCCCGUCGUUGUAAGGUCCGACGGCUUCGGCUGGAAGGAUGCCUGCGGCGGCGGCUGCGGCUUCGCGAUGGCCAUUUCAGACUCUGGGAAGCUUAUUACGUGGGGUUCAACCGAUGAUCUUGGUCAAUGCUACAUCACAGCGGGAAAACAUGGGGAAAUCCCCGAGCCUUUCCCUCUUCCAACUGAUUCUGUCGUAAUAAAGGCUGCAGCAGGCUGGGCUCACUGUGUAGCUGCUACAGAUGUUGGGGAAGUGUUUACGUGGGGAUGGAAAGAGUGCAUCCCUUCAGGGAAGGUAUUUGGAGAUCCAUCUGCUUCCAGAAGUUCAGAGAACGAUGUUCCAGAAAGACCGUGUCCGUCUGCCUUGGACCAAGUUAGCCCUCGUCCUCAAGCUUCCAAAUCCGGAGGUGGGAAUUCAGGUGUUAAUUCUAGAGGUGCGGAUGAAAGUACGAAACGGAGGAAAGUAUCUGGAAAACAGACAUCUGAACCCUCAUCUUCUGGGGAUGAGUUGUUAUCAGCAGUGCCUUGUUUGGUUACACUUAACCCAGGAGUAAGAAUUGUCACUGUAGCUGCUGGAGGCCGCCAUACUUUGGCACUUUCAGAUAUAGGACAGGUAUGGGGUUGGGGAUAUGGAGGUGAAGGCCAGCUUGGCUUGGGCUCCAGGAUCAGAAUGGUGUCUUCUCCACAUCCUAUACCCUGUAUAGAGUCUUCUCAGGGUAGAGAUAAAUCCGGGGGUUAUUCUCGAGCAGGCAUGACUUCAGAGGGCCAAACAUUUCGAGUAGUUGGAAAUUAUAUUAAAGCAAUAGCCUGUGGUGGCCGGCACAGUGUUGUUAUCACGGAUGCUGGAGUGUUGCUCGCUUUUGGCUGGGGACUCUAUGGGCAGUGUGGACAAGGUAGUACGGAUGAUGAGCUGAGUCCAACCUGUGUAUCUUCAAUGCUGGGCAUUCGGAUGACAGCAGUCGCUGCCGGGCUGUGGCACAGUGUCUGCGUUUCAGAUGAUGGUGAUGUUUAUGCGUUUGGUGGGAACCAAUUUGGACAGCUGGGAACUGGUGUUGACCAAGCAGAGACACUUCCAAGGCUACUGGAUGCUCCGAGUUUGGAAAACGUAAGUGCGAGGAUGGUCUCCUGUGGCGCUCGUCACAGUGCCAUAGUAACCGGGGACGGGAAAGUGUUCUGUUGGGGGUGGAACAAGUACGGCCAGCUCGGGCUGGGAGAUGUGAUCGACCGCAACAUUCCUUCGCAGCUCACCAUGGAAGGCUAUACCCUUAGAAGCGUGGCUUGUGGGUGGUGGCAUACCCUGUUGUUAGCUGAACACCAGCUGCCUUGA
Linum trigynum is the source of this 1431-nucleotide messenger RNA. NCBI's taxonomy places the organism in Eukaryota, Viridiplantae, Streptophyta, Magnoliopsida, Malpighiales, Linaceae. The record is from the annotation of a GenBank genome assembly.